This is a messenger RNA of Pseudozyma flocculosa PF-1, 2271 nucleotides long. RefSeq lists its product as uncharacterized. Gene Ontology annotation, cellular component: nucleus. The record is from RefSeq and is a predicted model, not a curated record. Lineage: Eukaryota; Fungi; Basidiomycota; Ustilaginomycetes; Ustilaginales; Ustilaginaceae. The transcript has a single exon. Bases 1 to 2271 code for a protein of 756 amino acids.
AUGCCCACUCCACUCAAGCGCAAGCGCAAGGCGGGCCGCACCUCUGCCCCAGCCGCCACCACCACCACCAAGACCGCAUCCACCUCCGCCUCGACCCUCCGUCCCUCUCGCUCCUCUCGCUCUCUGCGGCUGCCCUCCUCGCCCGUCACCACAGCCGCCGAGCCCCUCUUCCGACGGGGUCCUUCAUCUUCUCCCAUCGACUUGACCACCACCGCAUCUACCUCUCCCACCGCCGCCGCCGCCGCCACCACCUCAGCCACCACCUCAGCCACCGCCACUGCACCCUCUUUCCGACGCCCUCCGCCCUCCUCGCCAUCACAGUUCGUCUGCUGGGUCGAGAUCCCGCCACCGCCACGGCGGCGCGGCAAGACAGAGUACAUCUUUAUCGACGACGACCUCUCCAUCGCACGUUGCCCGUCCAAAAGCGCCCACCGCCCAUCGCCACAGGUCGCGAUCAAGCCUCCAAGGAUGUCGGACCCCGAAUCGGAUACGGGCGGCUUCUCGAUCGCCAAGAUCAAGCGGGCGCCCCAGCCACCCAAGCCCGUCGUCGAGAUCCCGGUCCACGACAGCUCCGACGACCAGGGCCCGCGUGCCUCCAAGUCGCAGUCGCGUAAGGACUCGAGCCGUCACCCUUCCAAGAAGCCGCCAACAUCGUCGUCGUCGUCGAAGCGCAAAGCGGCGCCCUCGUCGUCGUCGUCGUCAACGCACAAGGGCAAGAGCAAGAGCAAGCACCGCGCCGAAGGCAAGGCAUCCCAGCGGCUGGACCGGGAAGGGCGAAGCAAGAAGAAGAAGCAGCGGCGCGAUCGCGCAAGCCGAGGUAGCGAGCCAGACGACUCGGACGAUGGCGACGACGUGUCCAACCUCAAGUCCUACCUCAACGACGACGCGCUCGCCCGCUCCUCGGGAUCGACCCACAAGGCCGACUUCCGCAAGCACCUCGAAAAGAUGCGCAAGGACCGCGAGCGCCUGCGCAGAAGGAGGGAGCUGCUCGGUAGCGAAGACGACGACGAUGACGACACCGCGUCCGGCUCCGACGACGACAGCGACGACGACGACGACGACAGCGACGCGUCCGGCCACACCAGCCUCUUCGGCUCGUCGGUCUCAGGAUCUGACGGCGAUCGCAGAAGGCGCAGCAGUGCCACCGAGGCCAAGGCCAAGGCUCAGGCCAAGGGCAAGGACAAGAAGAGGCACAAGGGGUCGAGCGCACCGCGCACGAGCAGCAAAGCGCCGCGCAUCAACGACGCCGUCGACGACCAAUCCUCGACGCCGUCCGAGUGGAGCAGCGAAAUUGAAGAUGCCAGCAGCGACAACGGCGCCAGCUCGGACCCAGAAGACUUUAUCGUCGGCGACGACCUCGUCGAGACCGAGGACGGCAAAAAGAUCCGCACCAGCAAGGCGGACGCGGCCAAGGCAUCAGGCUUGCGGCGGCGCCUCCACCUGGCCGGCGGCCUCGGCAGCGGCGGCGGCGGCGUCCUUGCGGCGUUCGGACUCGGGCACGCGCGCCUCGAGUUCGAGGACCUCUGCGGCCUGUGGAUCGAGUGGGCCGUGGUCCGGAUGCUCAUCCCGUUUGGCAACGUCUCGGCCGAGGACCGCGAGCGACUCGAGCGAGGCCGCGGCCAGCUCCGGAACAAGAUGCGCUCGGCCGAAGAGGCGCUGACGUCGUCGGCCAUGCGCCGCCAGUUUUCGUGGUACCUGCGCGAGUACCCCAAGGUGACGAUCAAGCUCGUCUUUGACGACGAGAUCCGCAAGAUUGGCGGCCUGGCCAAGCGCGGCUGCGGCGCCUGCCACCGCCGCAACCAAGCUUGCUCGCACCUCGUGCGGUUCGAGGGCCGGCGGUACGACCAGGAGACGCUCGGCAAGCGCGAGCCGCGGAGCGACGACGACAGCUCGUCGGAGUCGGACCGCAGCGCCGACGGCGAGAACCUCGCCGAGUCGGACGUCGACGACAAGAACCGGCGCGCCAAGCGCUUCUACGUCGGCACGCACUGCGCAUCGCGCGCGUCGGCCAUGCACGCGAUCCACCACUGGGAGUGGGCCGUCAUGCAGGGCCUCAACCGGCACCCGGCCGUGCAGAGGGUCCGGGACGACGUCGAGGCCCGCGGCGGCGUCGGCAUCGAUGGCUCAGAGGGGCCGGGCGCCGAGGACGUCGAGCUGUGCGUGAGGGAGAUGAGCGACGACCACGCCCCCGGCGGCGGCGAGCGCCAGAAGCUCGUGCGGAAGCUCAAGAAGCUCCUCGCCGAGGCCGAUACCGUCAACCGGCUGCAGUAG